Sinocyclocheilus grahami is the source of this 3196-nucleotide messenger RNA. Its product is annotated as pyruvate carboxylase, mitochondrial-like. Gene Ontology annotation, biological process: pyruvate metabolic process; gluconeogenesis. The coding region runs from base 1 to 2691 and encodes 896 amino acids. The record is from RefSeq and is a predicted model, not a curated record. NCBI's taxonomy places the organism in Eukaryota, Metazoa, Chordata, Actinopteri, Cypriniformes, Cyprinidae. Gene Ontology annotation, molecular function: ATP binding; metal ion binding; pyruvate carboxylase activity. Gene Ontology annotation, cellular component: cytoplasm. The transcript has 15 exons.
AUGCUAUUUGUGUCUCAGUCUCUCUGUCCUUCCUCGGGAGAGAUUGCCAUCCGGGUGUUCAGGGCCUGCACAGAGCUGGGGAUCCGCACAGUGGCCGUCUACUCUGAGCAGGACACGGGCCAGAUGCACAGACAAAAGGCAGAUGAAGCUUACCUCAUCGGGAAGGGGCUGCCACCUGUAGCAGCCUACCUACAUAUACCAGACAUCAUCAAAGUGGCCAAGGAGAAUGAGGUGGAUGCCAUCCAUCCAGGUUACGGCUUCCUGUCAGAACGAGCAGAUUUUGCCCAGGCGUGCGUGGAUGCUGGGGUACGUUUUAUCGGCCCCACCCCAGACGUGGUGCGCAAGAUGGGGGACAAAGUUGAGGCCCGUUCCAUUGCCAUCAGUGCAGGUGAACUCAAUCCGUUCCAUCUCUUUCCUCAGGUCGGUUAUGAGAAUGCAGGCACAGUGGAGUUCCUGGUGGAUAAACACGGUAAACAUUACUUCAUCGAGGUCAACUCCCGUCUGCAGGUGGAGCACACGGUUACUGAGGAGAUCACAGAUGUGGAUCUGGUACACUCUCAGCUGAGAGUGUGUGAAGGUCGCAGCCUGCCAGAGCUGGGCUUGAAACAGGACAAGAUACGGAUCAAUGGCUAUGCCAUCCAGUGCCGUGUGACCACAGAGGACCCGGCACGUGGCUUCCAGCCUGACACGGGAAGACUGGAGGUCUUUCGCAGUGGAGAGGGCAUGGGUAUCAGGCUGGACAGCGCAUCUGCUUUCCAGGGUGCUGUCAUCUCCCCUCAUUACGAUUCCCUCCUGGUGAAAGUCAUCGCCAGUGGAAAGGAUCUACCGGUGGCCUCUGCCAAAAUGAGCCGAGCUUUAGCAGAGUUCCGUGUCCGGGGGGUCAAGACAAAUAUCCCGUUCCUCCAGAACGUGCUGAGUAAUAAUCAGUUCCUGAAUGGGACGGUAGAUACUCAGUUCAUCGAUGAGAAUCCAGAUCUCUUCAACCUCAAACCGGUGCAGAACCGAGCCCAGAAACUGCUUCACUACCUGGGGCAUGUUAUGGUGAACGGCCCGACUACUCCGAUACCUGUCAAGGCUAAGCCUUCUCCCAUCGAUCCGGUCAUCCCACCAGUACCCCUCGGUGAGCCACCAGUGGGUUUCAGGGAUGUGUUGCUGAGAGAGGGUCCAGAUGGUUUUGCGAAGACGGUACGUGCCCACCAGGGUCUGCUGCUUAUGGACACUACGUUCAGAGACGCCCACCAGUCCCUCCUGGCCACUCGUGUACGCACUCACGACCUCAAACGGAUUGCACCUUUUGUGGCUCACAGCUUCAGUAACCUCUUCAGCGUGGAAAACUGGGGAGGCGCUACUUUUGACGUGGCAAUGCGUUUCCUAUGUGAGUGUCCCUGGAAAAGGCUUCAAGAGUUGAGGGCUCUGAUGCCAAAUGUGCCUUUUCAGAUGCUUCUGAGAGGUGCCAACGCCGUUGGAUAUACCAACUACCCUGACAAUGCCGUCUUCAAGUUCUGUGAGGUGGCCAAAGAAAACGGUAUGGACAUCUUCCGUGUGUUUGACUCGUUGAACUAUCUUCCAAACAUGCUCUUGGGGAUGGAGGCAGCUGGUGCAGCAGGAGGAGUGGUGGAGGCGGCCAUCUCGUACACUGGCGACGUUUCCGACCCCAUGAGGCAGAAAUAUUCCUUAGACUACUAUCUCAAACUAGCAGAUGAACUGGUCAAGGCUGGAACACACAUCCUCUGUAUCAAGGACAUGGCGGGUCUCCUAAAGCCUGACUCUGGCCGUUUGCUGGUGGGAGCGUUGAGGGACCGUUUCCCAAACGUGCCGAUCCAUGUGCACACUCACGACACCGCAGGGGCCGGUGUGGCUGCCAUGCUGGCGUGUGCAGAGGCAGGAGCAGACAUUGUGGAUGUGGCGGUUGACUCCAUGGCAGGAAUGACAUCCCAGCCCAGCAUGGGUGCCAUUGUGGCAUGUACCAAAGGCACCAAACUCAAUACUGGCAUCUCUCUUGAGAAGGUAUUUGACUACAGUGAGUAUUGGGAGGUGACCCGAGGCCUUUAUGCUCCGUUUGACUGCACUGCCACCAUGAAGUCUGGGAAUGCUGAUGUCUAUGAGAACGAGAUCCCAGGUGGCCAGUACACCAAUCUCCACUUUCAAGCGCACAGUAUGGGGCUGGGAAACAAGUUUAAGGAGGUGAAGAAAGCCUACGUAGAAGCCAACAAGCUGCUCGGUGACCUCAUCAAAGUGACACCCUCCUCUAAGAUUGUGGGCGAUCUGGCACAGUUCAUGGUGCAGAACGCUCUGACUCGGGCAGAGGUGGAGGAGAGAGCGGAUGAGUUGUCUUUCCCCCUCUCCGUGGUGGAGUUCCUGCAAGGACACAUCGGCAUCCCCCAUGGAGGCUUCCCGGAGCCAUUCAGGUCAAAGGUACAACCUACACAGCGCAUUUCUCACUCAAAUUUCCACCCUAAAGCCCUGAAGGACGUUCGUGGACAGAUUGGGGCUCCCAUGCCUGGUAAGGUGGUGGAGGUGAAAGUGAAGCAGGGCCAGCAGGUGGAGAAAGGACAACCGCUCUGCGUCCUCAGUGCCAUGAAGAUGGAAAUGGUGGUGAACUCGCCGCUCUCCGGCACCGUGGCCAAGAUCUACGUGACCGCCGACAGCACUCUGGAAGGAGACGAUCUUAUUCUGGAGAUCACUGAAUAGAUGUCAUGAAGCCAACAGCAGGGAACAACAGAUCACCACUGCCAAUCCCUACAAGGCUAAAAACACACACGCACACACACUCAUUCAGUUACAUAUGGAAUCUAUCACUUUUUAGAAGCAGCACACAUUAAGGGAGGAAGGUUGAGCUUAUUUUUACAGAAUCUCAAAGAAUGACGGUUGAAUCUGAAAACAUUUUUACUUUCAAGCUUGAAUACUUUGACUUUAGUGUCAUAUGUGUUUUUGUGAUCACUUUAAUUUAUACGUGAUGAAGAUGUGAGCUAGUGUUAUGCUGUUUACAGAGAAAUGUUUGUCAGUCUUUAAUUAGUAUUAAUGAAUGUAGUCAAAACUAAAAUAUUUACACUUCAAAUAUAACAAGCAAUAAGUUCAAGACAGAAAGAGACUUAAUUAGAUGCAUAACUAGUCACAUUAAAUAAUGCACACAGAUGUUUCAUCACUUUGGUCAUGAUCAUUUACAUAAACUCAAAGCACUAUGACUGGAAAUAUA